UCUCUACAGAAUUGCUUGUUGAUACAUUGUGGGGGAAAAAAACUGCACCAUUUUGGCUGAUAACGAAAGGAAAACAUUAAACCCAACUCACUAGCAGUUUAACUUGCCGUGUUUAAAGUGUACCCAUCCGCCGUGUGUUGUAUACGCUACGUGUAAUGAUUCAUCAGUUUGCUUCCCUUUUGUUGAUCGUCUUGGUGCUAAGCGUAGACCAAGCAGCGGCCGCCGGAAUGGAUUUCGGUGAUGCCUCAGCUUUGGUUAUUGGCAUUUUGCUCGGCGUUAUCGGCAUACUGGCCUGUCUCGGCCAUCACGCAAGGAAGCUACGGGCAAAUCAGUUCUAACCAUCCCGUCCAGUCACUUACUUUGUCACUUGAACGCACUCAAAUCCCCCAACUGUUAAGUUAAGUGUAGGUAAGCAUGAGCUACCUAAGAUCUGUUCGAACGUUGGCACGUACGGCCACCUGUACACGGUAUCCGCACGGAUCGAUGUACGGCAUCGUCCACACGCAACGGAGACUCUUCUCGUACGAAGCCACCGUCAGUGGCAUUUGGCAAUCGUUAUCACACAGUGCCCCGGUCGCUUACGUGCAGCACGGUAUAAUAAAUCUGCACGACUUCACCGGACUACCCUGGUGGGCCACGAUCAUUCUCACCACGGUGGGUCUCCGUACGUUAGUCACGCUGCCGCUGGCGGUGUAUCAAAACAAAAUACUGACCAGACUGGACCAGAUUUCGCUCGAAAUGCCUGAACUGAUCAAAGAACUGAAAGCUGAAACGGCAUACGCGAUAAAAAAGUUCAACUGGACAGAAAAGGAAGCCCGCAUCAUGUACAACCGCUCGCUGAAGAAACAAUGGAAUAAUCUAAUUGUGAGAGAAAAUUGUCAUCCUGCAAAGACGAUGGUGCUGCUUUGGGGUCAGAUACCGCUGUGGAUUGUACAGUCGGUAGCGAUACGGAACCUUGUCUCAUUGAUGCCCGAUCCGACCGCGAUCGAGGCACAGAUCGCCUACACCGAGCUUACGGUUGGUGGCUUCGGAUGGAUACCGAACCUAAUCGAGUUGGACCAUUCGUUAAUUUUCCCCGUAACAUUAGGCAUCAUUAAUCUCAGCAUCAUUGAGAUACAGGCCGCGUCCCGUACGAAGCUACCCUCCAAAUUGCAGACCAUUUUUACCAACCUCUUCCGGGUGUUGAGCGUACUGAUGGUACCGAUAGCUGCAUCCGUCCCAUCGUGUCUCUGUUUGUACUGGGUAACAUCGAGCGCGUACGGGUUGGGUCAGAAUUUGCUACUUCUUUCACCACGCGUUCGUCGCGCUGUGGGAAUACCGAUCGUCCCAUCGGAACUUACCCAUCCUUACCAACAUCUGGGCGACAAGUUUGCUGCUAAGCUUGGUGCACUAACAAAUAUCGGUUCUAGAUCAAAAACGUAAUCAAGAUUAGAGGAGGGGUUUCGGAUAAUAAAGCAUUAGUCAGACAUUUUGUCCACACUGUUAUUGUACACACAU
This is a messenger RNA of Anopheles moucheti, 1497 nucleotides long. RefSeq names its product cytochrome c oxidase assembly protein COX18, mitochondrial. The transcript is spliced from 5 exons. The record is from RefSeq and is a predicted model, not a curated record. Bases 415 to 1422 code for a protein of 335 amino acids. Gene Ontology annotation, molecular function: membrane insertase activity. Lineage: Eukaryota; Metazoa; Arthropoda; Insecta; Diptera; Culicidae. Gene Ontology annotation, biological process: mitochondrial respiratory chain complex IV assembly; protein insertion into mitochondrial inner membrane from matrix. Gene Ontology annotation, cellular component: mitochondrial inner membrane.